AGGCACCAGGCAUAGAACCCUGGCUGGAUAGAAAAGCAAGAGGAACUGAGUAAAGGAGAUGCGGAAGUAGGGAAUUUGGGAUCCUGCGGUUGGGUCCAGGGGCGGGGCGAAUAAGGGGUCAGCCAAUACAUCAGGAUUUUCCCUCCUCCGUCAGGCUCCUAAACCCCAAUGAGGUCAUAGCGAUGAGAGAGAAUCAGAUCAAGAGAGAGGGAGAAAGAGAGAGAGAGAGAGGAAAAGGACUACAAGGACGGAGAAGAAAACCCAGGCUGAAAGAGACCAUCAGACAAGGUCGCUUUUCUGGCGACAUGGCAAGUGCCAGGAACGUGGUGCUGAAUACCAUCCACCUCCUCUGCCUAGAGACCUAGGGACUCACAGAAGCACUUUGCGCUGUCAGGAAAACAAAGGAGGGGAGGCGAGAGGACAGGCGGAGAGAGGUUGUGAGCAGCUCCCCUUUAUCUCUAGGAAGCCAAGCUCUGUUCCUCUGCCAGGAAAGAGAAGGGAGCCAGAGGGGCGCGGGAGGCUCCGAGAAGUGCAGAGCAGAGACAAGACAGAACUCUGGGCAGAGCGUCGGGCACUGCCAAGGCUCAGAUCCAGGGUUGGCUCUCCAGAGCCCAGCUUCCCAGUGCUUGCUUCUGGACUCCAACCUAUCACCCAGCGGUCCCAGUGUGAACGUGCCAGGGUUUGAAGCGGCUCUUUCUUUCCUGACCUGGCCAGGAAAAUGGUUUUCUGGUCCUGGAAAUCCAGACCUUGUGGAUAAUGUUUUGCUGGUGAAGAAAGAAAAGUUUGAGGAUCUGGACUGUGGUAGGGGGCAGAAAGAGCUGAGGAGGACUUUGGAAGAAAGAAGGUGGAUGAUCAGCUUCCUUCUCUGAGCUGGAAGGAAUGAAGACCCAAGGAGGAUGUGCACCAGCGGCCAGAUCAUUGGGAGCCUCUUGGUGCUCUCUGUGCUGGAGAUAGGGCUGGGGGUGUCCAGCGUGGCCGUGGGGGCGGUCAGCUUCAGCCUGGCUCUCCGAGAGCACACGCCGCAGCUUGGAGACUCGUCCCCGGUAUGGAGCGGGGUGUGUUUUCUUCUUUGUGGCAUAUGUGGAAUUCUGUGUGCCAAAAAAAAAUCAGGACUUAUUAUGAUACUUUUUUCAGCCUGCUGUAUCUGUGGACUCAUUGGAGGCAUCCUGAAUUUUCAGUUUCUUCGGGCAGUCACAAAAAAGACCUCAUUCCUGUACCCACUGCAUAUUGCUUCCAUGUCUUUGGCAUGUAUUGGCAUUGGUGGCUGCACUAUCUCCUCCUGGCUCACUUGUCGUCUAGCCAGUUAUGAGCAAAGGAGGAUGUUCUCAGAAAGGGAACAUUCCCUUCAUCACUCUCAUGAAAUGGCUGAGAAAAGAUUGAGGGCUAUUGAAAUAACCGACUUGCCCAGCUGCCCGGCAGUGCCUCCAACUCCAGAGUUACCUACAAGGAAAUGACAGACAUGAGCAAUGGAGCAGCACAACUGAUAUUUAAUGGACGAGUACAAUCAAUGUUUUAAAGAACUGAACAUUUUCAGGUUGUUAAUGAGGCAAGAAAGGUUGAAGACCUGGGCACUGCCAUUAAAAUCAUGAUUGCACUUGUGGCUAUUUCUCCUGACCAUCUCAAUUAUUCCUCCUCAGUUUUGCCUCUCUUACUCUUUUGCCUUUUCUAGAGGGAUAAACUUACCAGAAAUGUUGUAGCUUAGUCAUCUCAGCUCAACUGUUCUGAAGAAGACUCUUCCAGAAAAAUAGAUGGAGCAGCAGUGAUUAAUACUGUACACAAACACCAUUUGACUCGCAUGAGCUUUAGAAUUGUAAUUGCAUAUUUUAUGAAUACUUAAAAAGUUAGCCCAACAAAAACUAACAAUAACUUAUUUAUGUCUUUGUUUUGAAAGACAAAUGACUUCAAGUAUGCUAAAAAAUCAAAACCUCAACAAUGCCUUGUUACAACACUGUAAUUAAUUUCAAUUUGUGAAUAAACUAUAUUUCAUAAUUUAUUUGUAAAUUAUAAAAACUACAGCAUAAAAAGUGAUUUUUAAUGAGAGAAAUAAUAUUAAUCUGUAUAAUAUUUUUGCACUUUCGAACAAGUGAACAAUUAUAAGUGAGUUUUAUGUAAGGAAAUAAGUGUUUUCAUUAUGCUGUGCAUAUGAUCGGUAUGUUCAUGAAUGAGUCUAAGAAUAAAGUAUUUGUGUAUACAUAUACUGUAAAUUCAAAAAUGCACACAGCAUAUAUUUAUAGCUAUAUAAAUGUAAAUAGAUACUAAGAAAGAAAUUGUGAUGGUAUGAGGUUAGUCCACCAGCUAUGAAAAGGUCAUUGCUCAAGCUUUCUAAGCCCACAAGAUUAUAUAUUUAAUUUCUAUCUAUCUGUCCAUCUUAUUCUUUUUCUUAAAUUUAUUGUGUGUAGACAAGUAUUAUGGCUGACAUGUAUGAAGAUGAGUGCUGAAUAUUGAAGCAUAAAUAUAAACUUCUUAGUUGUUGGAUAUUUUACAGUGAUUAUGGUUUGUGUAAAAGUAAUUGUUAAUUUUGACUUAUAAAUGUAAGUUCAAUCAUAUAAAUCUGUAUUUAUAAACAAGAAUUAUUACUGAGGAUUGUUCCUGAUAUGUUUAUUUCAAAUAACUUUCAGCCAAAUUAAACUCUGGCAAAGGGAAGUGAUAACCUAAGUGAAGUUAACACUACCUUUGCUAUACUUUAUUUGUUUUAUUUCCUUUGAUGAUUAACUUGAUGGUCAUAUGUAUAUAUUCAAAGCAUCUGAAGGGGUUCUCAAUAUAAGAAAAUUGAUAGAUAAACUUACAUUCAUAUAGACAGACUCAAUCCUUCUCUUCCACAAUGGAAUUUAAAAUAGCAACAAUAUGAAGAUAUUUAUAAAAGUUCAUCUCUGAUGACAUACAAAUUAUUAUUUUUAAAUAAGUAACACUGCACUAUAUAUUUUUAUUUAUUUCCAAAACUAAACAAAUUUCAAAUCAUUUUAUGAGCUGCUCAAUCACAAUUAAAUUGAUGUAUUUAAUGCUCAGUAUGAGAAUACGUUAUAAUCACAAGCAAGACAGGAGUUUUCCUUGUGCUAACAAAACAGCAAUAAUUUGGUCUAAGGGUACUAUGAGCCUUUGACAAAGUAUCAUUCAACCUGUUAAGAUGAACUCCUUAGAAAAUUCUGGCUGAACAGAAAUCAAUAGCCUCUGCUUAUUUUUGAUGUAAUUUUGAAUUCCUCCUCACUCACUUGGAUACUUUGUUGUCUGGUAUAAUACAAAUAGUAAUAGCUUCAAUCUCAAAAAAUGAAUCAGCAUCAUCACUAUUCAUUUCAUGCUGCACAUAGGCAUGAUAUUUGACACUACCAUCUAAACUGAGAAUUCUCUUGUAUAUCUACCAAAUUUAUGUUGGAGGUAGCAAACCAAUGAUAUUUUUAAAUUAGAUAAAACCAAUCUAAUUUUUGGUAGCAUUUCUCUGUAGACAUAUUGUAAAAUACAGAAUUAGAAUACAUCAACACAUUUAAUGCCUUUUGAAUUUAUUUAUAAAAUCACAUAUUAAAAGACCAAAGUAGGCUAUCACUGCUUUGAAAUAACACAGCUAAAAAGAGAUACAAUCACUACAGUUAUUUAACUAGUUCACAGAGUGUAUAUAAUCAAUUAUCUUUAAAUAUUAAUUAUUUAAACAUCUUUAAAUAUUAAUUAUUUCAACCCUGUGAUUUCUUAGCUCAAAUUGGAGUGAUUUACUUCGGGUAAGAGGUGAUUCUUGAGGUAAGUGGGGGAAGUUAAGAAGAUAUUAUUCAAGCAAUUGAAAGUUUAAUUUUGACAACCAACUAACAAGGAAUCGAAAUCAUGAGUGCCUACAUCAUAGUUUAAGUAUACACCUACUCUUGAGGAAAUAUAAUAUGAUACUAAAUUAGAAAAGUAUAUGUGAAACUGGUAUGGCGUAUACUUUAAAUACAAAAAGAAAAAGCUCCCCAUUUUUGGAAAUUGAAAAAUAUAUUUAUGUGUGUAUAUGUAUGUGAUAUAUACACAUCUGUUUUUGAAGUGGAACAUUGUAUGAUGACUCCUGAUAUUUAUGUAAUAAAACUGUAUGCUUUGAAACUAGAAAGCCUGUGAGUCUUG
This is a messenger RNA of Meriones unguiculatus (Mongolian gerbil), 4080 nucleotides long. RefSeq names its product transmembrane protein 196 (gene Tmem196). The record is from RefSeq and is a predicted model, not a curated record. Lineage: Eukaryota; Metazoa; Chordata; Mammalia; Rodentia; Muridae. The transcript is spliced from 5 exons. Bases 897 to 1454 code for a protein of 185 amino acids.